Messenger RNA from Oryza sativa Japonica Group (Japanese rice), 1342 nucleotides. NCBI's taxonomy places the organism in Eukaryota, Viridiplantae, Streptophyta, Magnoliopsida, Poales, Poaceae. The record is from RefSeq and is a predicted model, not a curated record.
AUGGCGACAGAGGAGAUGGGCCGUGUUGUGUUGGGCUUGUAUUUCGUGCGAAGUCUUCCAUUCUUCGAGAGGAAACCAGGACCCCCCGAUCUCGCGGAGCCGAGGCGAGCUCCUUUGCUGCGACGGAGAGAGAGAGAGAGCGCGGCCGCCGCGCGCGCCGUCGUCUUCUACCUCUCCGGCCGCGGGCUCCGGCGAGUGCACCCACCACCACGCCGCGUUCGUCCACCUCGACGAGCCACCGCCUUCGUCCAUCUCCGCAUCUCGACGAGCACGCAGCUUAAGUUUCCGAGGGUUGAAGCCGCCGCCGUCGCCGUCGUCGACCCCUCCGGCUGCGAGCUCCGGGACCGCACCGUGCCCCACGCCACCUCCUCCGCGCCGUCCACCGCACCGAGCACACGAAGGGAAGCCUGCAACGCCACCAGAAAUGGGAAAAAAAACCAACAAAGGCGAAGGAUCAGCGGUGACGCGACUGGUAGAUUCCUCGAGGCGUUAGCGCUUGUGAGGCAGUUACACCCCGAGACGGACGAGGAGGUGCUCUUCUACCGCCGAUACGGGAUAGCUAUGCUAUUCUGUCCAGAUGAUUUCCUGUCGUGUUUGAUCUGCAUGGAGGCCUCGCAGUGCGAUGACCCACGCUACAUUCCAAAGCACAAGUUCGGGAGACACAUGUCUAGACAUCAUUCUAAGGCCACCGUCAAGUGCAAAGAUUGCCUGCUUGCGUUCGAUACGGCAGCAGCCGCUGGCAAGCAUCACCACUACGCUCAUUCACUUCCAAGCGGGUGGUGGAACUUUCCCACCUGAGCAUGGCCCUUCAUAAGUUCGUACAAGUCUACUACCAGCUGGUAAUUGAUUAAUCAGCUAACUGUUGUGAAGGGUUUCGUCGGAAAAGUAAGAAGCACACCAGAUCGGGAAAUAUUAACUCUCAAUAAAACAAUGGAUCGAGUUCGACCUGUUUCCCGAAUAUAGACUGAUCUCCUCUAUUACUCGAGUUAAGAACUUUUUCCCCGCUAGCUGUGGAUCGGUGAAUUACUUGACCGAGGGCAAAUGUAAGACACAUUAUUGCUGGCACAUUUGUUUGUUCUCGUUGCUAUCAUCCAGGCCACCUGUUUUUGUGGGCUUGCUGCUGAUCGAAUAUACAUAUGUGGACCGGGCUAGAAAAUAUAAAUGGAAAUUCAUCUGUUUGUGCUUCGAUCGAUGCAUGGGCACACGAUCGACUACACAAUUUGGUUCUGAAGUAUUCGGUGAACAUGGAUUGUUAAGCUAAAUAAUUAGUUCAACGUUAGCUAUAUGGGUCUUCUAGUGUUUGGUUCUCUAGAGUCUAGCCAUCUUGCUUAGGUACGGUUCU